Messenger RNA from Striga hermonthica, 882 nucleotides. The record is from the annotation of a GenBank genome assembly. NCBI's taxonomy places the organism in Eukaryota, Viridiplantae, Streptophyta, Magnoliopsida, Lamiales, Orobanchaceae.
AUGAAGAAAGUGGUACUGGUGACCGGCGCUUCCGGUUUCUUAGGCGGCAGGCUUUGCCACGCGCUUCUCGACCAAGGCUACACCGUCAAGGCCUUCAUCCGCAAGACCAGCGACAUCUCCGCCUUGCCUCGGCCUAACGACGGGGACGGAUCUCUCCAGCUCGCCUACGGCGACGUCACCGACUACCCAUCGCUUCUGGAAGCAUUCUCCGGCUGCCACACCAUCUUUCACGCUGCCGCGCUUGUCGAGCCCUGGAUUCCUGACCCCUCCAGAUUCUCGUCAGUUAAUAUUGGCGGAUUGAAGAACGUGUUGAAGGCAUAUAAGGAGACACCAACAGUCGAGAAGAUCAUCUACACGUCGUCGUUUUUUGCAUUGGGAUCGACUGAUGGGUCUGUUGGGGAUGAGAAACAAGUACAUUCUGCCAAACAUUUUUGUACUGAGUAUGAGAAAUCAAAGGCUGUAGCUGACAAGAUAGCAUUGGAAGCUGCAUCCGCCGGAGUGCCAAUAGUGCCGGUAUAUCCUGGAGUUAUAUACGGUCCGGGCAAAGUCACAACUGGAAAUAUGGUAGCCCUUUUGCUUGUGGAACGCUUUAAUGGACGGCUCCCAGGUUACAUGGGCCAAGAAAACGGCUUUUCUUUCUGCCAUGUGGAUGAUGUGGUGCAGGGCCACCUUGCAGCUAUGAACAAAGGCCGGCCGGGUGAAAGAUAUCUUCUGACAGGAGAAAAUGCAUCUUUCAAAGAUACGGUUGACGUUCUCAGACAUCAGUGGGCGUACUCUUGCGAGAAGGCAAAGUUGGAGCUGGAUUACAACCCUAGAAGUCUGAGAGAAGGUCUUUCAGAGAUGCUUCCCUGGAUGAAGAGCUUAGGCUUGAUCAAAUAUUAG